This is a messenger RNA of Alexandromys fortis (reed vole), 4621 nucleotides long. RefSeq names its product leucine rich repeat containing 8 VRAC subunit D (gene Lrrc8d). The record is from RefSeq and is a predicted model, not a curated record. The coding region runs from base 1292 to 3868 and encodes 858 amino acids. The transcript has 4 exons. NCBI's taxonomy places the organism in Eukaryota, Metazoa, Chordata, Mammalia, Rodentia, Cricetidae. Gene Ontology annotation, molecular function: protein binding.
GGGAGGGAAUGAUUUGUUUUCUUUGAUUGAACCAAAAUAAUUAGCCCGCCUGACUCGGUGUCUUGGCCUCUGCCUCUCUAUGGAGGAAAAAUAGACCAAGAAAACUUCUACCGCACAGCAGCAAAGACACACGGGAAAGCGAUAAAGUUGGUAAACUUUUAACAACGACUUCCGAAGUGCCUGUUUCAUAUGCACGAGUUUUUUGGUGAAAAGGAACCUGGUGAGGGAGGUCCAGAGACAGCUGAAAACAAAAUCGGCGAGAAACUGCUUUAAUACUAGAAGUAGCUUGGAGAAGCUGAGCAGCUGUUCGCUCAGACAUUCAGUUGCAAGCUACCCAAAUCCCAGGCAAUUGCUUUCUCCUUCGAGUUUGAAGGCACUAGAAGACUUUUAAUGCCCUCCGCCCCCAACUCUCCCAAUCUCCAAAUGAUCGAUUUUUAGUGGUCAGAAUAACAUCCUAAAAUUGUAGGACCGACGAAGCUGCCCCGUCCAGCCCGUUUCUACAGAGAACAGACAGCUUGGCACCAUGCCUUGCCCAGGUGCGCGUUGGGGUUAGAUAAGAACUGCGCCUCGGGCGACGUUCGGCAGCCAUUCUUCUCUUCCCGGUGCACCUGCUGAGCGGCUAGCAGCCAGUCCGGGAUCCCGGCCACCUCCCCACCACCCGGCACCUGGGACCAGCCGGCCGGACCCCUAGGCGGGCGCGGCGGGGCGCGCGGGCAUAGCGCAGGCAAUCACAUGGAGGCCCGGGCCCGCCCCAUUGGCUGCGACCCGGCCAGUCGCGGCGCUCGCAGACUGCGGUUGGUCCCAGAGCUGCGGCGCCUGCACGGGCCCGGAGUCCAUGUUACGCUUUGUCUAAUUCCCCUCGUUACAGAGUCAUGUGCUGCUGCUCCCGCCGCCGCCGCUGCCGCCGCCCGGGGUGCCCCGGCUCCUCCGCCGCGCUUCGAGGUGGCAGCCGCGGGCGGGGCCGCGGGCUCAGGGUCCAGGGCGCCGCGCGCCUCCGGGGCGCGUCCCGGUGCAGCCGCCGCCCGCCGCAGGUGAUGCCGCCGCCUCCCGCCUCCGCCUAAGCUCCGGCGCGCGCGGCCAGGGCUGCCCGCGAAGCCGUCUGCAGUGAAGGAGAGCUGCUUCGGGUCGAGGGGAGGAGAGGAAGUGCACUGCUGACUGUAACGUGCUGCUGGCUCCCAGGAUGGAGGAGUGAAGUCUCGCGUCGCAGCGGUUCCAGCCUCCGGAGCCCGCCCGUCAGCAGCCAAGUCCUCGAGAGCACCCUGAGGGAGCAGGGUGGCCACCUGGUCCAGGAAUGUUUACCCUCGCAGAAGUUGCUUCCCUUAAUGACAUCCAGCCAACGUACCGGAUCCUGAAGCCAUGGUGGGACGUGUUUAUGGAUUACUUAGCGGUUAUUAUGCUGAUGGUAGCCAUCUUUGCAGGGACCAUGCAACUUACCAAAGAUCAGGUGGUCUGUUUGCCAGUGUUGCCGUCCCCUGCAAAUUCAAAGGCGCACGCACCACCCGCAACUGCUGAAGCCACCACCGAAGUCCCGAAGAUGGAAACAGCCACUGCGCCUCGAGACCAAACCGGGCGGACAACAGAUGACAUUUCCUUCAGCACAUCUGCCGUGACGCCUGAAGUACCUCUCCAAGCCACUCAUCCUCACGCAGAGUCCACCUUUCCAAAUCAGGAGCCGAAGGAGAAGAGAGACCCGACAGGCCGCAAGACCAACCUGGAUUUUCAGCAGUAUGUCUUUAUCAAUCAAAUGUGUUACCACCUGGCCCUUCCUUGGUAUUCCAAGUACUUUCCAUACCUCGCUCUCAUACACACCAUCAUCCUCAUGGUCAGUAGCAACUUUUGGUUCAAAUAUCCUAAGACGUGCUCCAAGGUGGAGCAUUUUGUUUCAAUAUUAGGAAAGUGUUUCGAAUCUCCCUGGACGACGAAAGCGCUGUCCGAGACGGCCUGUGAGGACUCUGAGGAAAACAAGCAGAGGAUCACAGGUGCCCAGACCCUACCAAAGCAUGUGUCCACCAGCAGUGACGAGGGGAGCCCCAGCGCCAGCACCCCCAUGAUCAACAAAACUGGCUUCAAGUUCUCAGCGGAGAAGCCGGUGAUUGAAGUGCCCAGCAUGACCAUCCUGGACAAGAAGGACGGAGAACAGGCCAAAGCCCUGUUCGAGAAAGUGAGGAAAUUCCGUGCCCACGUAGAAGACAGUGACUUGAUCUAUAAGCUCUAUGUGGUCCAAACCCUUAUCAAAACUGCCAAGUUCAUUUUUAUUCUUUGCUAUACCGCAAACUUUGUCAACGCCAUCAGCUUCGAGCAUGUCUGCAAGCCGAAAGUCGAGCACCUGACGGGCUACGAGGUGUUUGAGUGCACCCACAACAUGGCCUACAUGCUGAAGAAGCUUCUUAUCAGCUACAUCUCCAUCAUUUGUGUCUAUGGCUUCAUCUGCCUCUACACUCUCUUCUGGUUAUUCAGGAUCCCCCUGAAGGAAUAUUCUUUUGAGAAAGUCCGAGAAGAGAGCAGCUUCAGCGACAUCCCAGAUGUCAAGAACGACUUUGCUUUCCUUCUGCACAUGGUCGACCAGUAUGACCAACUGUACUCCAAGCGCUUUGGCGUGUUCCUGUCGGAGGUCAGCGAGAACAAGCUGAGGGAAAUUAGUCUGAACCACGAAUGGACUUUUGAGAAACUCAGGCAGCAUGUAUCUCGCAAUGCCCAGGACAAGCAGGAGCUGCACCUGUUCAUGCUAUCCGGGGUGCCCGACGCUGUCUUUGACCUCACAGACCUGGAUGUGCUGAAACUCGAACUCAUUCCAGAGGCGAAAAUUCCCGCCAAGAUCUCUCAGAUGACCAACCUCCAGGAGCUCCACCUCUGCCACUGCCCUGCCAAGGUUGAACAGACCGCUUUUAGCUUCCUUCGAGAUCACUUGAGGUGCCUUCACGUGAAGUUCACUGAUGUGGCUGAAAUUCCCGCCUGGGUGUAUUUGCUCAAAAACCUUCGGGAGUUGUAUCUGAUAGGUAAUUUGAACUCAGAAAACAAUAAGAUGAUCGGACUAGAAUCUCUGCGGGAGUUGCGGCACCUUAAGGUCCUUCACGUGAAGAGCAAUCUGACCAAAGUCCCCUCCAACAUCACGGAUGUGGCCCCGCACCUCACGAAGCUGGUCAUUCACAACGACGGCACCAAGCUCUUGGUCCUGAACAGCCUGAAGAAGAUGAUGAACGUCGCCGAGCUGGAGCUGCAGAGCUGCGAGCUAGAGAGGAUCCCGCACGCCAUCUUCAGCCUCUCCAACCUACAGGAACUGGACCUGAAGUCCAAUAACAUUCGCACCAUCGAGGAGAUCAUCAGCUUCCAGCACCUGAAGCGGCUGACUUGCUUGAAACUGUGGCACAAUAAAAUCGUGACGAUUCCGCCCUCCAUCACCCACGUCAAGAACCUGGAGUCCCUCUACUUCUCCAACAACAAGCUCGAGUCCCUUCCAGUGGCGGUGUUCAGUUUACAGAAACUCAGAUGCCUAGACGUCAGCUACAACAACAUUUCCGCCAUCCCCAUUGAGAUCGGCUUGCUGCAGAACCUGCAGCACUUGCACAUCACGGGGAACAAGGUGGACGUUCUGCCCAAACAGUUGUUCAAAUGCGUGAAGUUGAGGACUUUGAACCUGGGGCAGAACUGUAUCGCCUCCCUCCCCGAGAAAAUCAGUCAGCUCUCCCAGCUCACCCAGUUGGAGCUGAAGGGGAACUGCCUGGACCGCCUGCCAGCCCAGCUGGGCCAGUGUCGGAUGCUCAAGAAAAGAGGGCUUGUUGUGGAAGACCAACUGUUUGACACGCUCCCCCUGGAAGUCAGAGAGGCUUUGGAUCAAGACGUCAACGUCCCCUUUGCAAAUGGGAUUUAACUAAGGAACGCGGGCACACCCGCCCACGUGCUAGGACAACUUCCUGGACUGCAGACGCUCAAGUGCAAGUUAUUACAAGAUAACGCAUUUUAGGAGUAGAGCCGCCCUUCAGACAAAACACGGCGGGUGCACACAGGCGGGGAGCAGACUAAACCGAAUGUUCAAUGUUUGUAGUGUUUUAAGUCAUUCAUUUCCAGAUCUUUUUUUUUCCUUUUUGUUUUUGAUUUUUUUUUCUUUCUUUCUUUGGCUUUGUUUUUCUUCUUCUGGGGAAAGGGAAGGAAAAAUUAUAAUCACUGAUCUCGGUUCUUUUUAAAUUGUAAGUCGGAUGCGGCUGCUGGCUGAAUGUUUACACAUCGCUUGCCUGCUAAAGUAAAUGAUUAAAUUGAGUUUCUUCUUACUACACUGCCUUUUUUGAGGUGUCGUGAUUUUUUUUUUUUUUUGUGCUUAACUGGUGCAAUGUCACUUAACCUUGGAUUACUGAAGACACAAGGGGCCAGAAUCAUAAGUUUAGAUUUGCUAAAAUAUUGACUUCUUUAGAGUUUUAAUUUAAAGCAAGCAAACCGUGCGCUUUGGAGCAUUUGGUACUUCUGAGACCGCCACACCAGACCGCGCAGCCUUCCUGGCCUGUGGAGUGUCAGGGCUCUGUGAUGGUUUCUUAAGGACAGAUACCAAAAGUGAAAUAAUCCAUCCUUAAGUGGUCACUGUAUGCCCAUGGGCUGGAGCUUCGGUUAUUUAUGGUACACUUCUGUGCCA